AUGGAGUCCUCGUGGCUGGAGACGCACUGGGCGCGGCCCUUCUACCUGGCGUUCUCGUUCUGCCUGGCCCUGGGGCUGCUGCAGGCCGCCAAGCUCUACCUGCGGAGGCAGCGGCUGCUGCGGGACCUGCGCGACUUCCCCACGCCCCCCGUCCACUGGUACCACGGGCACCAGAAGGUUUUUCACAAUGAUAAUUUUGAUAAGAUUGGGGAAAUUAUUGAGAAAUACCCUCGUGCCUUCCCUUGCUGGAUUGGGCGCUUCCAAGCCUUCUUCUUUAUCUAUGACCCGGACUACGCCAAGACAUUUCUGAGCAGAACAGAUCCCAAGUCUCAGUAUUUGUACAAGUUCAUAAUUCCGACCCUUGGGAAAGGACUGAUAAAUCUAGAAGGGCCCAAGUGGUUCCAGCACCGUCGCCUCCUAACUCCUGGAUUCCAUUUUAACGUCCUGAAAACGUAUGUUGACAUCAUGAUCUGUUCUGUGAACAUAAUGCUGGAUAAAUGGGAAAAGCUUUGUAGCACUCAGGACACAUCUAUCGAGGUUGCUGACCACAUCAACUUGAUGGCCCUGGACAUAAUCAUGAAAUGCGCUUUCAGCCAGGAGACCAACUGCCAGAUAAACAGCACCCAUGAUGUUUAUGUAAAAGCCACGUUUGAACUCAGCAGAAUUAUAUAUCAGCGCGUAUAUAAUUUCUUGUAUCACCACGACAUGAUUUUCAAACUCAGCCCUCUCAGCCGCCGCUUUGAGAAGUUAAACCAAGUGACCCGUCGCUACACAGAAAAUAUAAUCCAGGAGAGAAAGAAAUCCAUCAGGGCUGGGACGAAUCAGGAUAAUAUUCAGAAGAGGAAGUACCAGGAUUUUCUGGAUAUUGUCCUUUCUGCCCAGGCUAAAGAUGGAGAGAUCUUCUCAGAUAUUGACGUCCAAUCCGAGGUGAAAACGUUCAUGUUCGCAGGACACGACACCACCGCUUCCAGCCUCACCUGGCUCCUCUACUGCCUGGCUCAGCACCCUGAGCAUCAGGACAGAUGCCGGGAGGAGAUCAGGGCCAUCCUUGGGGAUGGGUCCUCCAUCAGCUGGGACCAGCUAGCUGAGAUGUCAUAUACCACGAUGUGCAUCAAGGAGAUGUUCCGCUUCAUCUCUCCAAUUCCAACCAUUUCCAGAGAACUCAGCCAGCCCCUCACUUUCCCAGAUGGAUGCUCGCUGCCUGCAGGAAUGAACGUGUUUCUCAGUAUUUGGGGUCUUCACCACAACCCGACUGUCUGGAAAAACCCAAAGGUCUUUGACCCCUUGAGGUUCUCUCCAGAGAAUUCUGAUCAGAGACAUCCCCAUGCCUUUUUACCCUUCUCAGCUGGACCAAGGAACUGCAUCGGCCAGCAGUUUGCCAUGGUUGAGUUAAAGGUGGCCAUUGCCUUGAUUCUCCUCCGCUUCGAAGUGUCUCUGGACCCCACCAAACCUGUUGCCUUCAUGAACUGUGUUGUUCUCAAACCCAAGCAUGGGCUCUAUUUACAUCUGAAGAAACUCCCUGAAUGUUAGAUCUCGGGAUACAAUGAUUAAAUAAAUAUGUUAUGUUUUUAAGUUGAAUUUAAAGUUCAUGGUCCAAGUAAAUGGAAAGGAAUCCGAGUAUGGUGGGAAGGUUAGAGAGAGGAGAGAGAAAGGUCUCUGUGAAGGUAUACACUAUCCACAAGACUUCCAGACAACACAGGAUAGUUCCUUGAUCUGUUUCUAUAUGAUUUGAGGAGAUUUUCAUAUUUUUUCUGCUUGAUUUUGCCUACUAUUAAUGUUCUAUAUCAAGCACUUUGCUAAGUGAUUUCCAUAUAUUUUCUGUUGUUCUUAAAAAUAGUUUUCA
Messenger RNA from Otolemur garnettii (small-eared galago), 1843 nucleotides. It is a transcript of the gene CYP4X1, whose product is annotated as cytochrome P450 4X1. Bases 1 to 1530 code for a protein of 509 amino acids. Gene Ontology annotation, molecular function: oxidoreductase activity, acting on paired donors, with incorporation or reduction of molecular oxygen; monooxygenase activity; heme binding. Lineage: Eukaryota; Metazoa; Chordata; Mammalia; Primates; Galagidae. The transcript has 12 exons. The record is from RefSeq and is a predicted model, not a curated record.